Pocillopora meandrina is the source of this 596-nucleotide messenger RNA. The record is from the annotation of a GenBank genome assembly. Lineage: Eukaryota; Metazoa; Cnidaria; Anthozoa; Scleractinia; Pocilloporidae.
AUGAACUUUUUGUGUAGUGAUUGUGGGAAGAACAGUGUUCCUGACUGGGAAUUGCAAUUGAGCAGCUUAAAAGCAGCCAUUAAUCUGGAAAAUGAAAAUGAAAACAUGGAAAUUAUAGAGGAAGAAAAGGAAGAGUGGAUGUUUAUGUCAGAACUGAAUUUACAGGAGUUGAGCACAGAUACUGAAUAUAACUCGACGUUAGCUCCUGAAGGAUAUUGGCACAAUGUUAGUGAACAUUUUGACGAUGUUGAUCUACUUUCUGUUACUUCUUGGUUAAAUACUCAGAAAAAUAAAAAUGAACCAAGUUGGCACAUAUCAUCAAGAGUAAUAGAUAUUUCAAGUUUUAGUAGCGAUCAAUUGUUGGCAUACCAUAUCAUUCUAAAUCACUUCAACAGCAGUAAUGAACUGCCUUUGCAUCUACUUGUUAAAGGAAUUGCAGGUUCAGGAAAAGCUAUGUUAUUGAUGCUGUAAGAAAUGUUCUUAAGGAAAAAUGUCAAGUACUAGCAUAUACUGGAAAGGCCUCUUUUAAUGUCAAGGGUGUAACACUGCAUUCUUUCCUCAAACUACCAAUUGGUUCAAAAAGACUCUUGAAUUGA